AUUGUUAGUUAGUACUACUAAUUAAUAAUCAGCUCACUAAAAAAAGCAUGAAAAAAAGAGAGAUCGAUUAAUAAAACCACUCGGACAGGUCAAUCACUGCUAGUGCAUCGAUCAGUGCUCCCUGCGGACAAGAAAAGCGGACUGCUUCGUUCAACUCCGAGAGAAAGCUUCGAGCCAGAGCGGGGGCCGAGGAGACGAUGGUCGGGAUCUUCUCCAGGUUCUCCGCCGGCGCCCACCGCCGCUCCAAGAGCGUGGCCGAGGUUGUCGAGACGUUGGCCCCCAACAUGAGUACAGGAGAGUCUGAUCCAGCAGCUGUUCCUGCAGAGAGCCCUCACGGUAUUGAGGUUGGCGUUGAGUUCAAGCCGGUGGAGCACCCUGUGGAACCUCUCAAUCUUGAUGAGCCAGUAAAAUGCCCACUUCCUGAGCCAUCUAUACUGCAUGAUGGGAGGAUAUGGAAGGAGAAAAUGUCUUCAGUCAGCACGAGAGUGAGAACAGACUUGCCGGUCGUGAAGGAAGGAUCGCAGCUCGAUCCUGACAGUAGCAGUGCUAGGUCACGUUCUGCAGUUCCAAGGCGUGCCAUAUUGCCCUCUGUAAGCGCGCCCGAGCACAACAUCCUAGCGCUGCUUGACGAGUGCGACGUCUCUGGGAGCCGUGGCUCUGCUGAAUGAGCUUGAGUUGGGCGUCCCCAGCACAUUGUAGCUAAACUGUGUUUGGCAUUUGCCUCUGCCUGUUUCUCUUCCACUUGUCAAGCACCACGAGCUGAUCUGAAUACAGCAACCUUAUGUCUGAAGAAAAAUAGAACUACACAACAGAUCUUUUGUCUGGAUUGUAUCUAUAAAUACGAGUGAAAGCAUUUUGGUGAAGAUGUCUCGCACUUGUCGAAGGCAGUAAUGGUUACUGAAACACUUGGUUUUGUGUUGUAA
Messenger RNA from Sorghum bicolor (sorghum), 923 nucleotides. RefSeq lists its product as uncharacterized. The transcript is spliced from 3 exons. NCBI's taxonomy places the organism in Eukaryota, Viridiplantae, Streptophyta, Magnoliopsida, Poales, Poaceae. Bases 198 to 668 code for a protein of 156 amino acids. The record is from RefSeq and is a predicted model, not a curated record.